AUGAACAGGUUCUUUGUCCAGUUCAAUUUUGUCCUGUUGAUCUACUGUAUGAUGCCUUGUGAUUGCCUGUUCGUGACAGCUGGCUAUUGCACAGUUGCCUUCGCCGCCUACAAGAUAGGCAUAGCAGUGUUCAACAUUUUAUGGCCUUACGUGAUCAGAACACCUGUUGAUCUGCAUGAGAAGGCUGGAGCGAAGUGGGCAGUUGUCACUGGCGCAACGGACGGAAUAGGAAGGGGUUAUGCAUAUGAAUUGGCCCGCAAAGGAUUCAACAUUUUCCUCGUUUCACGGUCGCAGUCGAAGCUCGAUGAGACCAAUAAGGGUAUUUGUGAGAAAUAUGACAAGGUCGAGGUGAGGACGUUUGCUUUUGAUUUCUGUGCUGGCUCAGUGGAGGCUUAUAAACCGCUACUCAAUGCCUUAAAUGCAGUUGAAGUCGGAGUGCUUAUCAACAACGUUGGGAUGAGUUAUGAGUACCCAGAGAAUCUGCACAAGGUCGAGGGAGGUCUAGAGCGGAUCGGUGCCAUCACUACAAUAAACACACUUCCUCCCACCAUACUUAGCGCUUCACUGCUCGAGCAGAUGCUUCUACGUAAAAAAGGAGUCAUCGUCAACAUCUCUUCAAGUGCAUCAUACAAUCCUAUGGCACUUUGGGCCGUCUAUUCUGCUACAAAGAAGUAUGUAAAUUGGCUGACGGAGAUUCUUCGUAUGGAGUACACGAAUUCUGGCAUCAUAUUCCAAACCAUUUGUCCCAUGAUGGUCGCUACGAAAAUGAGCAAAGUUCACAAAACGUCGUUCUUCACACCGAGUGCUGAAAGCUUUGCAGCUUCUGCUGUGAGAACUAUUGGCUUGGUUAGUGAAACCUCGGGCUUUCUAUCUCAUCAAAUACAGAUCGAAGCGAUGAACCUCAUGCCGGCAGCGCUGGUCAACAGACUUACCACCAAGUUUAGUGUAGCAAUUCGUGAAGCUGCUCUCAGAAAGAAAAUGAAAACUCAGUAA
Molecule: messenger RNA, 993 nt
Organism: Necator americanus (New World hookworm)
Lineage: Eukaryota; Metazoa; Nematoda; Chromadorea; Rhabditida; Ancylostomatidae
Exons: 9
Coding region: 1-993 (330 amino acids)
Biological process (GO): fatty acid elongation
Cellular component (GO): endoplasmic reticulum
Molecular function (GO): oxidoreductase activity
Source: RefSeq, a predicted model, not a curated record